Molecule: messenger RNA, 4413 nt
Organism: Erythranthe guttata (spotted monkey flower)
Lineage: Eukaryota; Viridiplantae; Streptophyta; Magnoliopsida; Lamiales; Phrymaceae
Product: putative disease resistance protein At4g27220
Molecular function (GO): ADP binding; ATP hydrolysis activity
Source: RefSeq, a predicted model, not a curated record
UGAAUGAGAAUUUACAAUUAUGAUAAAUAACGUGAAUUAUAUAAAGGGUAUAAUAGGUAGUUUAACAAUGCAGUGGGCUUAUGUCAAGCUGAAAAAUCAUAUUAGCAAAUUGCCCCCUUAAAAAAAAUAGAAUUAUUUCGGAAGUACUAAUUUUGAUAUAAUGGCAUUCGGAUUAAACUAAAAUGUGAAAUUAAUAUUAUUUGAAAAAAAAAAAUCGAAGUAGAAAUUGCUAGGAAAUAGCUAGUUUGGCGCCAUCCGACUCCAACCAGUGUUAUUUUAUCAACCAUAUAAAGUCAAAGUGAGACCCCAUUUAAUUUAUAUUUGACGCAAAAAAUUCCCAACUACCCCCAAAAUGGUCGACUGAAGAAUUUUCAAAUCCAUGAGCUAAUUGAUUCCUGAGUUUCUGGGCAUGGAAAUUGUUGCUGCUGUCGCAAGCAUUACCCAAUGCUUAUGUGGAGAAUGCUGCUCAAGCCAGUCAGUUUCCCGACAAUGCAGCUACCUUAAAAGACCGAAAGCUGCAAUAAAGUUAUUGCAGCAAAAAGCCGAACUGCUUAACGCUAGAGAGGCUGACGUGAGAACCAAGUUAGACGAGGAACAAAUGUUUCGUGGAAUGGAUCCUACAGCCGAAGUCAAUUUGUGGUUGGAUAACAUCCAAAAGAUGAAACGCACAUUGGCUAGUUUUGAAGUGGAAAUUCAAGAAAAUAAGACAUGUUUAUGCGGAUGUUUUCCUAACUAUUACAAUCGAUUAAAGUUGGGGAAGUUUGUUAGUAAAAGAAUCCACGAAGUUGACACGCUCCUCGAACAGAGCCAAUUUCCUGGAAUUUCAUUGGUUAAUAAUAUGCUGCCGGAGAAGGGGAAGACUUUGCCCACGACGACGCUCGUAGGAGAAACGGCCAAGAUCGUACUGCACCGAACUUGGGAGUACCUUAUGGGAAUAAAUAGCGAAAUAAUUGCAAUCUAUGGGAUGGGAGGCGUUGGGAAAACAUCUAUAAUUAAAGAAAUUAAUAAUAAGCUAUUAGCGGAAAAUACCCAUUUUGAUCACGUCAUUUGGGUGACGGCGUCGAAGGAUUCAAACACGGAAAAGCUGCAGAAGGAUAUUGCAAAAGAGAUCGGUUUGUGCUUCGAUGAUGAAGACGGUGAAACGAGACGGGCCCGCAAAUUAUUCGAAGCAUUGUGGCGAAGGAGGAAAUUUCUAUUGAUAAUUGAUGAUCUAUGGGAAGCAAUUUCACUUGAGGAGAUUGGAGUUCCGAUUAGAGCAGGUAAAUUAUUAAUAACUACUAGAUUGUUGAGAGUGUGCCGAAGGAUGGAAGCGGAGAGAGAGAUUGAAGUUGAUGUGCUCUCUCCGCAAGAAGCUUGGGACUUGUUUAAACAAAAGGUGGGCGAAAGGGUAAUUUCGUCACCGAGAAUAAAUGAUCUUGCGAAGAAAGUUGCAAAAGAAUGUGGUGGCCUACCUUUGGCCCUCAUCACAGUCGGGCGGGCCCUACGAAACGAAAACAAAAUUAAAUACUGGCAGACUGCGUUAUCCGAAUUAAGAAACUCCACUACCAACAUCGAAGGGAUGACGAAUCAUGUUUUUGCGCGGUUAAGAUUUAGCUACGACAGGCUAAAAGAUGAUGUCACGCGUUCCUGUUUUCUGUACUGCGCUUUAUAUCCGGAAGAUCAUCUUAUCGAAACAGAGGAGCUGAUAAAGUAUUGGGUAUGGGAAGGGCUUUUUGGUAAAUCCGGGAGUCAGGUCGAUAAGAUGAAAAUGGGAGAGAUGGUUCUAAAUGAGCUCACGAGUACUUGCAUGCUGGAGAGAGAAGGCACCACUGAUUAUAAGUAUGUGAAGAUGCAUGAUUUGAUUAGGGAUAUGGUAAUCGCACUUACUCGAGAAAACUCGACUUUUAUGGUCAAAUCAGGACAUGGGUUGCGGGUCCCGCCGAUGGAGAAUGAUUGGCCGGAAGAUCUCGAGAGAGUGUCGUUGAUGCGGAAUGAUUUAAGCUCUUUAUGCUGCGAACCGAUCUGUCCUAAGCUUUGCACUUUGCUGCUGCAGUAUAACUCGUUCGAUAAAGGGAUUCUUCCUUCUUUCUUUAGGUACAUGCCAAACCUUGAAGUUGUUGAUUUGUCUUUUACCGGUAUUGAUCAUUUGCCCGAGUCGGUUUCCCAUCUGGAGAGCCUUCACGUUUUACUUUUGCGCAGUUGUUGGAACUUGUUGUGCGUGCCGACGCUUGCGAAGCUUAAAAAAUUGAGGGUUUUGGACCUCACUUAUACACCGAUCGAACAAAUGCCCGAAGGGAUGGAAACGUUAGAAAACCUUCGGCACUUAGGACUGUCGUAUACUAGAGUUUCGAACAUGUCCAGCUCAACUUUUCCUUUGGAAAAUUACAAAUUCAUCGAGAGUCUAUCCUUAAUUGGCCUUCAACUGGAAUCCGCAAGCGGAGAAAGUUCGAGUCUAGUUGACGUUCUCGCAAGUUGCAACACUUUGGUUGAACUGGAACUAAGCUUCGAUUGCAUGCGAGACUUUGAUCGGUAUAUAACUUCUGGGCAUUGGAGUUUACUCGAGAAUUUCAAAUUCUUGAUAGGCGACCCCACGUCGUCAGUGGAUACUGGUAAAAACAGCGUAAGCUUCUUUGAGGUUGAUAUAUACGAUUCAUUAGGUGCUGUUUGGUUGGCCGAUAAGGUUAACGAGUUGGCGAUCCAUGCAUGCCCAAGUAUCACUCACUUACCGGCCUUCAUUACAUCUUCCAAGCUACAACACUGUAGAAUCCAACAUUGCGAACAAAUGGAAUUCGUAAUUGGCGUUGCUGAACGGAGCGCUUUUCGUGAAUUAGAGUGGUUAGAAAUCGACGGCUUGAGUAAGUUAAACGGAAUUUGCAACGGUAUUGUGCAUGGGGGAACGCUCGCGGGACUUGAAGUAUUGCAUAUCAGAGCGUGCCGCAGCCUUACGACCCUCCUCCCACUUGAGCUUGUCAAGAACUUGAGAAACAUUGUCGAAAUAAAAAUCGAAAGCUGUGAAAAAAUUGAACAAGUAAUUGAAGUGACGGAAAUAAACGAUGUUGAUAUAGUGCUCCCUGCUUUACGGAUACUGAAGUUGACUUGUUUGCCGGAACUUAAGCAAAUAAGCAGAGGACGAAUGAUUUGUGAUUCAUUAUCUAGCGUGGAGGUUUACAGCUGUCCCGGAUUGACAACAUUGCCCUUCCUCGUCGAGAUAAGGGACGAAAUGAUUAACUCUCUCAAGGAAAUAAGAGGAGGUAAAAGGUGGUGGAAGGCAAUAAGUAGGAAUCACGAAAAUGCCACCAACCGGUUGCAUGCAGUCUUUGAAGAAGUAGCAGACGAUUCUUUUGUGGGAGAUGAUUCUGACGAUGACCGCUCCGUGUGCAGCGAUGGAUCCGGAAGUUUUCCACUUUCUCCUCGAUAAUUUGUUUCCACUGAACCUUCAACGAACCUCGACUUCUCCAUUUCGGAGAAAGAUCCGUAAAGUAGCCCUUAUCCACAUCGAGCCCUUCUUCUGCCGCCAGCAUCUCCACCUGUUUCUGCACUCUAUCGGCUCCAAUUUGAUUCGGCUCGAGUAACAUACAAGCUAUCUCAGUUGUGUCCUCACCGUGGACCAAUCCGAGCGUCUGCACGGUUGGCAGGCCCCCACCACGAGCACUCACCAUAAGAGCGAUCCUCCGAGCUGCGGAGAAAUCAACGGACAUGAUUGGCACGUUGUAUGUUGCGAUCCACGGACGGGCACCGAUCAUGACCACGCCUUUGGUUUUUGAAACCGUUUCGGGCCCUUCGUUCGGUUUCUCAGCAAGUGUUGUUUCUGGUUCAUGUGGCCAACCGGCCCAUUUGUUUCCUGUAAAGUUUGGCCGGUAAUAACCUAGUUCGCGCCUUAUCGUCUCCAAGGACUUACCCGUCGGGUGGGCCGCACCGUAUAGGUACACCGGCACUACAGUGGAUUAUUGAAAUUGUAAAUGGUAAAAACUCAUCAUUUAAAUGGGAGUUUAAUUUAUUGCAAUUAGUACUCCUAUGUUAUAUCGAAUUGUUGAAAAUACUACCCUGUGUCAUUUUAUUGGCAAAAAAUCCACGUAUAAUUUAUUUCUUUAGCAAUUAGUACCCCUGUAUAGGGGUUGCGUGCUGAAAAAAUUGAAUCAGAGGGGAGGUUGUGCCAAUAAAAUAACAUAGGGUAGUUUUUUAGCAAUUCAAUAUAACACACAGGUACUAUUUGCAAUAAACCCUUUAAGGGGUUGUAUGCUAAAAAAUGCAUUAUAGUGUUGUGUUUUUGCUGAUACUAAAGCAUAGGGGUGUGCGCGCGUCAUAAACUCGCGGGUUCUAGCGACACCCACCAUUGUCCCGUCAACUAACGGUUUUUGAUUGUAAGGAACCAAAAUUGUGGGUUAUCCACGGGUUUAGGAUAGAUGAAUCCAUAACUGGUUAUAGUAGAACCUA